UGCAAGAUUCCUUAUGUGAGGCCAGAAGAGGACCCUGUAUAGCCUGUCAAAUAAAUUUUCACGUGCCCAAAUAACGUGCAUAUUUGAACAGUUUUUUGUCGACUGUACACAUUGCAAAAGGUCAAGGAAAACAGACUGUCCAUCAGUACUACAAUGGAAAUGAGGCGAUACAGGUCCGGCGGGUCGUCCUUCUUAACAUACUGGAUAUUUCUUUUGCAAAUGUUAGGCAGCGCCCGCCGCGGGGCGGAGGGCCACGGGCGGCUCAUGGACCCACCAGCCCGCAACUCCAUGUGGCGGUUCGGCUUCCCAAACCCCGUGAACUACAACGACAACGAGCUCUUCUGUGGCGGGUAUGCUGUCCAAUGGGAGCAGAAUAAAGGGCAGUGCGGAGUAUGCGGGGACGCGCACCAUCUGAGCGAACCGAGGCCACACGAGGCCGGUGGCAUGUACGGGAAGGGGAUCGUCACGAGGCACUACAGCGUUGGACAGGAAAUAGAAAUAGAAGUAGAAUUGACUGCCAACCAUUUGGGGACGUUCGUGAUCAAGAUGUGCCCGAACAACAAUCCCAAGCAGGAAGCCAGCCAGGAAUGUUUUGAUAGGCACCCCUUGCACAUAUCAGGCACGCGGGAAGACCGGUUCCUCAUCCCGCUGGACACGGCUAAGAAGGAGAUCUUCAGGUACCGGGUGCGGCUGCCGCCCUACGUCACCUGCACGCAGUGUGUGCUGCAGUGGACCUACUACACUGGUAACAUGUGGGGCAUCUGCCCCAACGGGACGGAGGCGGUGGGCUGCGGCCGCUCGGAAACCUUCCGCAACUGCGCCGACGUAAGCGUGGUGACCAGCACUGGAGGUCUACCACCAGCCUUCGCAGACCUCCGGAGGGACUACCCCUUCCUGCUCUACUACCGGGACUUCAGGAUGCCGCAGAACGUCUAUCCUUUGGUCAUCAGCAACGAUAUAUCCGACAUUGACGAGGACGAUAGUAAACCGCCCGUUAUUAGGGACCAAGUGUGCAUACCGACGGAAGGUUUCCGGAUGAUCCCCGGCAUGCAAAACUGGUGCCAGACCAACUGUCUGCGGUACCCGCCCAACUGUCCAUUAGCUUUGUGUCAAUGCCCACAAGUGUGCGAAGCCGUGGGCGAGAUC
Messenger RNA from Ostrinia furnacalis (Asian corn borer), 1146 nucleotides. RefSeq lists its product as uncharacterized. The transcript is spliced from 10 exons. The record is from RefSeq and is a predicted model, not a curated record. The annotation marks the transcript as partial. Lineage: Eukaryota; Metazoa; Arthropoda; Insecta; Lepidoptera; Crambidae.